GAGGCAGCAAAGGCCAUGACAGAAGCCUGGGAUGUGGCCGUGUUUGCUGCCCGGCGGCGCAAUGAUGAUGAUGAUACUACGAGGGACAGCGUAUUCACUUACACCAACAGCAACAAUACCCGGGGCCCUUUUGAAGGUCCAAAUUAUCACAUUGCACCACGUUGGGUCUACAACAUCACUUCUCUCUGGAUGAUCUUUGUGGUUAUUGCCUCAGUCUUCACCAAUGGUUUGGUAUUGGUAGCCACUGCCAAAUUCAAGAAGCUACGGCAUCCACUCAACUGGAUUCUGGUGAACUUGGCAAUAGCUGAUCUGGGUGAGACCGUCAUUGCCAGCACCAUCAGUGUCAUCAACCAGAUUUCUGGCUAUUUCAUCCUUGGCCAUCCCAUGUGCGUUUUGGAGGGAUACACUGUGUCUGCUUGUGGCAUCACUGCCCUCUGGUCUUUGGCCAUUAUCUCCUGGGAGCGCUGGGUCGUUGUCUGCAAGCCUUUUGGAAAUGUCAAGUUUGAUGCCAAACUGGCUAUGGCUGGCAUUGUCUUCUCCUGGGUGUGGUCCUGUGUCUGGACAGCACCACCCAUUUUUGGCUGGAGUAGGUACUGGCCCCAUGGUCUGAAGACAUCAUGUGGUCCAGAUGUGUUCAGCGGCAGCGAUGACCCUGGUGUUCAGUCUUACAUGGUUGUCCUCAUGAUCACCUGUUGCUUCAUUCCACUGGCUGUCAUUAUCCUCUGCUACCUGCAAGUGUGGUUGGCUAUUCGUGCGGUUGCUGCCCAGCAGAAAGAGUCAGAAUCUACACAGAAGGCUGAAAGGGAAGUGUCAAGGAUGGUGGUUGUCAUGAUCAUUGCCUAUUGCUUCUGCUGGGGACCAUACACGGUCUUUGCCUGUUUUGCUGCUGCCAACCCAGGCUAUGCCUUCCACCCCCUUGCAGCUGCUCUGCCAGCCUACUUUGCAAAGAGCGCCACCAUUUACAACCCAAUUAUCUAUGUCUUCAUGAACAGACAGUUCCGUAACUGCAUAUUGCAACUCUUUGGCAAGAAGGUGGAUGAUGGCUCUGAAUUAUCUUCCACUUCCCGUACUGAGGUCUCCUCGGUCUCGAAUUCCUCUGUAUCACCGGCAUAAGAGUUCCCUGCUUGAAUGGACACCGAGACAGGACUUUGCCUCCCAGGAGAGCCCCAGUGAGAACCCCCCCUCCCUCCUGCACUGUAUGGAUUCCCUUUGAGCAUAUGAAAUGCUGGCUUGCCAUCUCCACAGACCAUCUCCUUUGGACUUAGACUGUACCCCUCAUGGGGUGCUGCUGUUUUUCUUGUGGUUGUGGGAGGGAAAUGUUUAUGUUUGCUCCUCAGAACUGCUUUUGGAUGGGGGCAAAGGGCACAGAAUUCCAUAGUUAAAUAUCCCAUCUUCCUGCAGCUUUCCUGGGUCAUCGGGUGUCACCUGAACACUCUUUCCUGGCCAUUGUGAUCAUUGAUUAGUUUCCCACUUGUCCUUCUGUCUCUCCAGAGGGGACAGAACAAAGGGGGUUCCCUGUGGAAAGCAUAUAGCUUUUGUAAAGCAAGUCUAUCCAAGGCCCUCUCGGUACUGAAACUGCCCCAGAAUUCACAUUUGCCCCAGUGCACUCCAUCCCGUGGAGGGGUGGACAAAUGGAUGUGUCUCCAGAGAGACAGAAUCCACUGUCUGGCCUCGUGGGCUCUUUUCUGAUUCCUUUUGCUCUGCCCCUCCUAUGAAGUUUUCACUGGAGCCAGGGAGUGCAUUGAAGGGGGACUCCUGGAAUAAUAAAUUGUGUCCCUCCAAGGUGCCAGUGCCUCAGCAAGGUUGGAUGUCUUGUUGGAUUCUAGUUCUGUCAAGAGGCUGCAAUUCUGACAUGGGGCAGAACCACUGAGAAUCAGCAGGAGUCAACCUGGACAUCCCAGGGGCUCUGUGCUUCUCCCCAGCAUGGCUCAACUGGAACCACUCUGUACAUAAUGUUUGAUACUAAAGCCUAGUGUGUCCCUGGGACAUCUAGCUAGAAACGCAAUGGGGAAAAAAAGAAAAAAAAACCAACA
Molecule: messenger RNA, 2033 nt
Organism: Pogona vitticeps (central bearded dragon)
Lineage: Eukaryota; Metazoa; Chordata; Lepidosauria; Squamata; Agamidae
Source: RefSeq, a predicted model, not a curated record